UAGGCUUUUUCAUGUUAUCUUCCCUUGUCAGGCUUCCCUUGUCCGUAACUGGUAGACAAGCUGUCGUUGUUUCUCCUUUUCUCUUAGACCCGAGCGGCACUUCCCUCUUACGCCUCUCUUCUUCUACUUCUGCGCCGCAGGCAAUGGGAGAGACUCCCAAGCCCAAGUCAGGACCCAAGUCCUCCGCCCCCAGCUGCCCCAAGGACGAAGCCUAUCUUCAGAAAGUCAUCCCCAAACGCAUUAGUCUAUUCGAAGAAAUCAAAGCCCAGCAAAUCGCAGAGCGUGAGCAAAUUGGUGGUGAACGCAUUAAAAUUACUCUGCCAGAUGGCUCUGUCAAGGAAGGCAAGAAGUGGUUAUCAACACCUUUGGAUAUUGCUAAGGAUAUAUCGAAAAGUUUGGCUGCAAAUGCUGUCAUAUCUCAGGUUAAUGGCAUUCUUUGGGACAUGGCAGGACCUCUUGGAGUAGACUGUGAGUUGAAGUUGUUCACAUUUGAGACUGAUGAAGGGCAUGACACAUUUUGGCAUUCCAGUGCACACAUCCUUGGGGAGUCUCUUGAGCAGCAAUAUGGAUGCAAACUUUGCAUUGGACCCUGUACCACAAGAGGGGAGGGAUUCUACUAUGAUGCAUUUUAUGGUGGCUUAGGUCUGAAUGAGGAUCACUUCAAGCAAAUUGAAUCAGCGGCAAUGAAAGCUGUUGCGGUACGAGAAGCUCAAUUGGCACAAUACAACUAUAUCCUGGUUGUUGGCGAGGAAGAAGCAAACACUGGACAGGCUUUAUCCCACAACUCUUUCCUUUCAUAAUGUCAGCGUAAGGGUUAGAGAUAAGGCAGAUCAUUCCGUCAAAAGCAUGGAGGAACUACUGAAUCAUUUUCAGCAAGAAGUAGCAGCUUUCCAUUAGAGACGGAACGGGCGAUGGACGAGGAUAAAACAUAUAGACUUGAUACGGCCAAAUCGAUCGCUCAGUAGGGUGAGGACACACGUCGCCCACCAGAUAGGAAGUACAAAGACUCUAUCACGCUCUAUCACGUCGCGGGGAUGAAGGGAAUAUUCCCCACCAGAACGAUGGAUGUAUACGAGUGGGACUCUAAGAGGGAAGAAGGUGGACCCGAGAAGGACGCUGGGAAGGAAAGGGAAAACCCUAAACCCUAGGAGCUAUAUAAGGGGGGCGGAGAAGAAGGAAGAAG
Messenger RNA from Macadamia integrifolia, 1183 nucleotides. Its product is annotated as threonine--tRNA ligase, mitochondrial 1-like. Gene Ontology annotation, molecular function: threonine-tRNA ligase activity; nucleotide binding. The record is from RefSeq and is a predicted model, not a curated record. The transcript has 7 exons. Gene Ontology annotation, biological process: threonyl-tRNA aminoacylation. Gene Ontology annotation, cellular component: chloroplast; mitochondrion. The coding region runs from base 12 to 800 and encodes 262 amino acids. Lineage: Eukaryota; Viridiplantae; Streptophyta; Magnoliopsida; Proteales; Proteaceae.